AUGCACAAGUACCGGCUGGUGGCCAAGAAGGGGGAGGGCACGUUCAGCGAGGUCCUCAAGGCGCAGUGCGUGAAGAGCGGGCGCUAUGUGGCCAUCAAGUGCAUGAAGAACAAGUUUGACUCCCUCGACCAGGUGAACAACUUGCGGGAGAUCCAGGCACUCAGGCGACUGAGCCCCCACGCUCACGUGAUCAAGCUGCUGGAGGUGCUGUAUGACCAGCCCACCGGCAGGCUGGCGCUGGUGUUUGAGCUCAUGGUGGGUGGCUAG
Molecule: messenger RNA, 267 nt
Organism: Monoraphidium neglectum
Lineage: Eukaryota; Viridiplantae; Chlorophyta; Chlorophyceae; Sphaeropleales; Selenastraceae
Exons: 3
Coding region: 1-267 (88 amino acids)
Biological process (GO): intracellular signal transduction; protein phosphorylation
Cellular component (GO): nucleus; cytoplasm
Molecular function (GO): protein serine/threonine kinase activity; ATP binding
Source: RefSeq, a predicted model, not a curated record